AUGGCGGAACGCUACAUCCCCGAACACCGCCGGACACAGUUCAAGGCUAAGAACCAGUUUAAGCCCGAUGAGCUCCGUCGCCGCCGUGAAGAACAGCAGGUCGAGAUUCGCAAGCAGAAGCGUGAGGACAACCUGGCCAAGAGACGUGGUAUUCAAACCCGGGAUGGUGGCAUCGGUGUUGGUGGCAUGAACGCCGCCACCGAGAGCGAUGAUGAAGCUAGUGCUAUCGAAAGCGAGCUCAAUGUCGAGCUUCCCCAGAUGGUGAAGGGUGUAUUCUCCGACCAGGUUGAGGAACAGAUCCAGGCUACUACCAAGUUCCGCAAAUUGCUUUCCAAGGAGCGCAACCCCCCCAUUGAGCGUGUCAUCGAGACUGGUGUGGUUGCACGUUUCGUCGAGUUCCUUCGCUCGCCUCACACUCUGGUCCAAUUCGAGUCCGCCUGGGCUCUGACCAACAUUGCCUCCGGUUCCGCCCAGCAGACUCAGGUCGUCAUCGAGGCCGGCGCCGUCCCCAUUUUCGUCGAAUUGCUUGCCAGCCCCGAGCCCGAUGUCCGUGAACAAGCUGUCUGGGCCCUUGGUAACAUCGCCGGUGACAGCCCUCACUGUCGUGACUUUGUUCUCGGAGCUGGUGCACUGCGCCCGCUUUUGAACCUCAUCAACGAUGGUCGCAAGCUAAGCAUGCUCCGCAACGCUACCUGGACCCUGAGCAACUUCUGCCGUGGCAAGACUCCUCAGCCGGAUUGGAACACUAUUGCCCCCGCCCUGCCCGUCCUCUCUAAGCUUAUCUACAUGCUCGAUGACGAGGUCCUGAUCGACGCUUGCUGGGCUAUCUCAUACCUGUCUGAUGGAGCCAACGACAAGAUCCAGGCUGUCAUCGAAGCCGGUAUUCCCCGCCGCUUGGUCGAGCUCCUUAUGCACGCUUCUACCUCCGUCCAGACUCCUGCGCUGCGCUCCGUUGGUAACAUCGUCACCGGUGAUGAUGUUCAGACCCAGGUCAUCAUCAACUGCGGCUCCCUCCCCGCUCUUCUUUCCCUCCUGAGCUCCACCAAGGACGGCAUCCGCAAGGAAGCUUGCUGGACCAUCUCCAACGUCACCGCUGGUAACUCCAGCCAGAUCCAGGCCGUCAUUGAUGCUGGCAUUAUUGCCCCUCUCAUCAACCUGCUUGCCAACGGUGACUUCAAGACCCGCAAGGAGGCCUGCUGGGCUAUCUCCAACGCCACCUCCGGUGGUCUCCAGAAGCCUGAGCAGAUCCGUUACCUUGUUUCCCAAGGGUGCAUCAAGCCCCUUUGCGACCUCCUGGCUUGCCCCGAUAACAAGAUCAUCCAGGUCGCCCUUGAUGGUCUUGAGAACAUUCUCAAGGUCGGUGAUAUGGACAAGGAGGCCGGUCAGCCCGGUGAGCCUCGCGUCAACCGCUACGCCCUCUUCAUUGAGGAAGCCGGUGGCAUGGAGAAGAUUCACGAUUGCCAGAACAAUGCCAAUGAGGAGAUCUACAUGAAGGCCUACAACAUCAUUGAGAAGUACUUCUCUGAUGAGGAUGAGGCCGGUGGUGACAUUGAAGAGCUGGCUCCCCAACAGACCCAGACCGGGUUCUCCCUCGGUACUGAGCAGCAACAGCCCGGUGGUUUCAACUUCGGCGGCAACGCCGGUGAUUCCAUGGACAUGUAA
This is a messenger RNA of Penicillium olsonii, 1662 nucleotides long. The record is from the annotation of a GenBank genome assembly. NCBI's taxonomy places the organism in Eukaryota, Fungi, Ascomycota, Eurotiomycetes, Eurotiales, Aspergillaceae.